Hibiscus syriacus is the source of this 956-nucleotide messenger RNA. Its product is annotated as serine/threonine-protein kinase ppk13-like. Gene Ontology annotation, biological process: protein phosphorylation. Gene Ontology annotation, molecular function: protein serine/threonine kinase activity; ATP binding. The record is from RefSeq and is a predicted model, not a curated record. Gene Ontology annotation, cellular component: cytoplasm. NCBI's taxonomy places the organism in Eukaryota, Viridiplantae, Streptophyta, Magnoliopsida, Malvales, Malvaceae.
UUCUAAUACACAAAUCACAGUCUCGUGAAUGUUUCAAAAGCUGGAGAAAAAAAAUGAUAGCUUGAAGAUCUAGAAAGGUUUUUUUCUUUUCUUUAGUUGAAGAGAUAAAAGAAGAGCAAAUAAGCAAUGGGGUGUUCGUUUUCAGGGUUGAAUGCAUUAUACGACGCCGUAAACGGCGGAGGGGACGUUUGGAUCAACGACAACCGGUUCAGGAUCGUGAGGCAGUUGGGCGAAGGUGGGUUCGCCUAUGUUUAUUUGGUGAAGGAAGUCGUAUCCGAUCCCUCUUCAGCUUCAGCUACUGGCUUAGAAAAAAAAGUCAAGGCCCCUUCUCAUCUUUCUGGUUCUUACAACUCGAAUGCUAUGAAAGCUAAAAAGGAGUUCUUCUCUACCUCAGAUGUUCUUCAAAUAUUCCGGCAGCUGUGUGCAGGACUGAAACAUAUGCAUGGUCUUGAUCCUCCAUAUGCACAUAAUGAUGUUAAGCCAGGAAAUGUUCUUUUAACCCGUAGAAAAGGGCAAUCACCUCUUGCAAUAUUGAUGGACUUCGGGAGUGCUCGUCCUGCGAGGAAACAAAUUCGUUCUCGUUCAGAAGUUCUCCAGCUUCAGGAAUGGGCAUCUGAGCACUGUUCAGCACCUUUCCGAGCUCCCGAGUUGUGGGACUGCCCGAGCGAUGCAGAUAUUGACGAGAGAAGUGAUAUUUGGUCAUUGGGAUGCACUUUAUAUGCAAUAAUGUACGGGGUGUCUCCAUUCGAGUAUGCACUUGGAGAAGCUGGAGGAAGCCUGCAAUUGGCCAUUAUAAAUGCUCAGAUUAAGUGGCCGGCUGGGCCUAAACCACCAUAUCCUCAUCAGUUCGUGACAUGGACGCUUCAGCCUCAGGCCGCGGUUCGACCGCGGAUAGACGAUAUCAUAAUUCAUGUCGACAAGCUGAUCUCAAAGUUUCCAGAGUGAUAUCGUAUGUA